Messenger RNA from Salvia miltiorrhiza (redroot sage), 1001 nucleotides. Its product is annotated as two-component response regulator ORR9-like. Bases 279 to 848 code for a protein of 189 amino acids. Gene Ontology annotation, biological process: phosphorelay signal transduction system; cytokinin-activated signaling pathway. The record is from RefSeq and is a predicted model, not a curated record. NCBI's taxonomy places the organism in Eukaryota, Viridiplantae, Streptophyta, Magnoliopsida, Lamiales, Lamiaceae. The transcript has 4 exons.
AUGAUUCCAAGAAAAGCAAGAAAAAUAAAAAAAUGAGAAAGUUCAUUGCUUCUUCUUCAAUUCAAAAAUCAAUGAAAUCCUGGAGAUUCUCAAUAAUAUCUGCUAGGAUUUCCGAUCUUUCCAAACUGUCCAAAUCUUUUGGUAUCACCAUCUUCUUCUCACAUUCAAAAUAUAUCCUAAUACACAUUUACAUAUUCAUAUAUAUAUAAACACAUACAUUAUGAACCCUCAUUAUAUUCAUAUUCUCUUCAUUUUCCAUAUUCUUUAAGUAAAACGAGAUGAUGAGUUCAGAGACGACGCAGUUCCAUGUACUAGCAGUUGACGAUAGCCUCAUCGACAGAAAAUUGAUCGAGAGACUUCUCAAGACUUCUUCAUUUCAAGUUACUGCUGUGGAUUCUGGGAUCAAGGCUCUGAAAUAUUUAGGAUUGAUAGAUGAUGAAAAUACAAGCACGGAUACAGAUCCUUUCUCUACUAGCACCAAGAAUAAUCAUGAAGUGGAAGUAAACUUGAUCAUCACUGAUUACUGCAUGCCCGAAAUGACCGGCUACGAUCUUCUUAGAAAAAUUAAGGGAUCGACAUCGUUGAGGGAUAUCCCCGUUGUGAUCAUGUCAUCGGAGAAUGUUCCGUCGAGGAUAAACAGCUGUUUGGAGCAAGGAGCUGAUGAGUUUUUCCUCAAACCAGUUCAGCAAUCAGAUGUGAAUAAACUCAAGCCACGUUUGUUGAGAGGAAAACAAGAGGACUUAAUGGGAAAUCAGCAAAAUAUUGAAGGAAUCAACAAGAGAAAGACUAGUGGAGAAUGUGUAUCACAAGAUAGGACUAGAGCAAGAUACAAUGACUUGGAACUAUAGUCCACUAUUAUUGGCACAAAUAGAGUUAAUUGUAGCAUCAAAAACUUGAAGAUUAGCUAUAUAAUUAAUCCUAUUCAUUUUUUCUAAAUUCUCUUUUAAAUGUUCUUGUAUAUAUAUUUACACAUAUUUAUAUGACAGAUUUUUUUAGAGUAA